Varroa destructor (honeybee mite) is the source of this 2118-nucleotide messenger RNA. RefSeq lists its product as uncharacterized. Gene Ontology annotation, biological process: developmental process; regulation of transcription by RNA polymerase II. The record is from RefSeq and is a predicted model, not a curated record. Gene Ontology annotation, molecular function: RNA polymerase II transcription regulatory region sequence-specific DNA binding; protein dimerization activity; DNA-binding transcription factor activity, RNA polymerase II-specific. NCBI's taxonomy places the organism in Eukaryota, Metazoa, Arthropoda, Arachnida, Mesostigmata, Varroidae.
CAAUGCAAAAUUUACGCCCCAGUGCUAUGGAUUGAUCUGUCAUCAAGAACCAUGAGGUACAAGGUGUAUGCAACUGCGUUUCCACUGGUUAAAACCCAAUUGCGACAAACCCGUUGACCAGAUGAGAUUAGCAUUUCAAUUCCUGCGUGCAUCAAGACGAUUACUCGCCAAGCAAAACAACGAAGCUUUUUUUCAAGCAAUGGUGGACUUUUCUUGUGAGCAGUAUAUUGAAGCUCAUGCCGUUUAUUUCAAAGCCACGAACAUCGCUGUUACAUUUCAUUGUCAUUAUGAGUAUUAUGGGUAUUCUAUCGGGUACACGAUCACGUCCAGCAAGCAGGACUGCUGCCGUGCUAGAUGGCACUAUUUAACUAGUGGACCCAAAGAUUCCCUUGAGGACGGUGUACCUAAACAUCACUGCAGGCGACCAGAUUUGGCCAGAGAGAUAAUUUAAGCCACAAGGGAAAUGCGGAUCACUUCGUUGGUACAAAAGAGAAUGGAGACUUUAUUACUCGGAUAUUAUUAUUAUUAUUAUUAUGAGUUAUCAGCAUGUGCAAGAGAAUCUAUAAAGUUUAAAAAAGGGUUUACUCGCACGGGUAGACAAGCUUAGGCUUCAGUUUGUAAGCCGAUUUAAUUACCUCCAACCCUUCAAUUCGGUUUUUUAGCGAUUACAUGGCAGCUUAUUCGAUCCUAAAAUAGCUCCAGUGAGUUUCGAUAGUGUCGACCUAAUACUGAGAAUUACCGAAGUGCCACCCAGGGCCAACAAGAAAGGAAGAGGAAGCGUCUAGGCUGACAGAGUUUAUGCUAUAACUAGUCUUCUAAGAGAGAAAAAAAAUCUGGUUAGGUAUGGUAGAUCAAACUGUCUCCAUGAUAGUAUAGCGAGACUUCACCUCGUUUCAUACCGGGAGGUGUUGCCAAAGGAAUAUCCAAAAACAGUACCGGAUAUAAAAUUCGACGGAAACAGGAGGCGUAUUUAGUGAGUAUGGAGCAACUGGCAACAGCUCUGCGACAGCGGAAUCAGUUCUCAAAGCUAAAGCCUUGCAGUCUCAACUUCGCCUGAGGCGUUUUCAUGGAUGUGUACAAAUCAGGAACCAAAUCUGCUUGAAUGUUCUGUUGUUUGCAAUAGCAAUAAGAUACUUGAUGAAACAAUAACCAGCGUUUAGUAAAAAGGCGCAUAUGCUACCGUACAGGUUCGGGCAUAGCCAUCAGAAAAGUACGACUUCGCGUGGAAUAUGUUUACUUUGCUUGACCAGUCUGCAAAACCCAUUUUUGUGUAUGUCACAGUGGCGAGAGCUUGUGCGGGUGAGCGCGUGUGCCUCUGACCGAAUUUUAGGAUCGAACUAAGAAAAUGCAAUAUUCAAGCCUGCGGCUCUCGUCGGACGGGGCGUUGUAAUCAAUGUUGGACAAGUCACCUAGAUGCGUUCCAAGACUUCCGUCCGGAGCUGCCAUUAACUUCUGUAUUGUGCAGUUGACUCUGGCUUGUGUUUAUAGAAUUACUAGCAAAAUAUUUUCGGAGGUAAUGGAAUCCCCAGAACCGAGGUCCCCUCCACCUGUAUUUGAAACGGAGCAGCAAAGGUCAAUAAAAGGAAAUGUUAAGCAGGACAGCUUACAGGAUAGUGAUCGACAUACGAAGUCCGCUAUUUCAGCGAAAGUACAACGUUUGUUUACGAGCGUAACUGUAACGGCAGGACAGAGGAUAACUACCGCAGCAGACCUGCAGCGAUGCAACGGGGCACCAACUAACGGCGAAGACAGUAGCCGCGAUUCAUGUGGGGGUGACGACGUCACUAUGUCAAAGGACCCCUUUUCGCCCGAAUGCAAAAUCCCUUUACCUGUAGCAUUCGCUCCAUUCGAUUAUGGUUGGGUUGAGCCCUCGUUUAUUCGCAAACGUAAUGAGCGAGAGAGGCAACGUGUUCGUAACGUGAACGAUGGCUUUGAAAGACUGCGGUCGCACCUGCCGUUGCUGAAUAAGUCCAGAGAUAGAAGACUCAGCAAGGUGAGCCGGGUGGAGACGCUGAGGUAUGCGAUAAGCUACAUACAACAUCUUCAGGCUAUGCUGAAGGACUAAGUAACGAUAUGGCAAUAUCAUCGGAAAUGUUCAAACUGGAUUGCAUACGUUAU